Molecule: messenger RNA, 1079 nt
Organism: Spodoptera littoralis (African cotton leafworm)
Lineage: Eukaryota; Metazoa; Arthropoda; Insecta; Lepidoptera; Noctuidae
Source: the annotation of a GenBank genome assembly
AUUAAUAAAACAAUGUCUUCGAAGGUGCAAACUGUAUUAGGAGACGUGAGUCCAGCGGUUUUAGGUCGCACCCUGACCCAUGAACAUCUGGCUAUGAACUUCGAGCAUUUCUACAGAGAACCGCCAUCUACACUAGCUGGCAAAUUCCAAGCUCCAAGCUUAGAACUCCAUAGAAUAGGCUACGUGAGACAAUACCCGUACAGCUUGAGGUACAAUUUGCAGUUAGAUGAUGAUGCAGCCCAAAGUGCCGUCACCGAUGACGUCAUCGAAUACAAAAGUGCUGGAGGAGGUACCAUAGUAGAAAACACAACGGAAGGCCUGAACCGGGAUAUAAAGUUUUACCAGAACGUGUCAAGAGCUAGCAACGUCCACAUCGUUGCUGGAACGGGCCAUUACAUAGCAGACUUGCAGAGUGGAGAUACCCUGCAAAAAUCUACUGAAGAUGUCUACAAUCACAUGCUGCAGGAGCUGACGAAGGGCUGUGUGAAUUUUGAAGGAGUCAAGGCUGGUUUCAUGGGAGAGAUUGCUAGCGUCUGGCCAUUGAGAGAUUUUGAACGCAAGGCAAUAAAGGCUGCUGGGGAAUUGCAGCCGCAGCUGAAAUGUGGCGUGAGCUUCCAUCCUCACCGGAAUAAGGAAGCGCCCUUCGAAAUCAUCCGUCUUUACUUGGAGGCAGGAGGCUCCGCAGACAAAGUCGUCAUGUCGCAUUUGGAUCGUACAUUAGUAGAAGACGACAUUUUAUUGGAAUUUUCUCAGCUCGGCACAUAUUGCCAGUUUGAUUUGUUCGGAACCGAAGUGUCCUACUACCAACUUGAGGUCACAACAGACAUGCUGAGCGACGCCCAAAGAAUACAAAAGAUGGCAGCACUUGUGAAGGAGGGCAGAGGAAACAGGAUACUGAUGUCCCACGACAUUCAUACGAAGCACCGACUGACUAAAUUUGGCGGCCACGGCUACGCACACAUUAUCAACAAUGUGCUACCAAAGAUGAAAUCUAAGGGAUUCUCUCAAGAACUAAUAGAUAUGAUUACGACUGAAAACCCAGCGCGAUGGUUGGCGAUUGAAAACUAAAUCACUACAUA